This is a messenger RNA of Penicillium brasilianum, 819 nucleotides long. The record is from the annotation of a GenBank genome assembly. Lineage: Eukaryota; Fungi; Ascomycota; Eurotiomycetes; Eurotiales; Aspergillaceae.
AUGGACGAGACUUUCCCAUUGGAAAUCGAGUCAGUCUCCUAUUGGACUGUUGCGGCACUCAACUCGGAAAGAUACUCAAGUGAGAAUGGCCGCGUGUUCAUUGCUGGAGAUGCUGCACAUGUUAUGCCACCAACCGGGGGCAUGGGCGGCAACACAGGCAUUCAGGACGCCUAUAAUCUUGCCUGGAAACUUGCGUAUGUGGUCGACCAAAAAGCGUCGCCGUCAUUGCUCAAGUCAUACACCAUUGAGCGGCAAGCGGCAGCUGAACAAAUCAUGCAACAAGCCUUUGCUCGGUUAGUAAACCGUGUACUUCGGGACCCAAGUAUUGUUUGUGACAAGGAACUUCCGGACGAUACUUGCGAGCUUGGCUAUCGCUAUCCAAGAGGUGCCUUUAUUUCCGAGAAAAUUCCCCCUACAGAUCCCCUCUCCGGGGCAUGGGAAGACCCGCACUCUCCCAGCAUUCGAAUUGGUGCUAGGCUUCCACAUGUUGCACUUCGUGACAGCUCGAGGCCAGUCGCCGUAUUGUCAACCCUCGAUCUACUAAAGAGGAAUUUUGUGCUACUUGUAGGUGGCGAAUUCCACUCGUGGGAGAGAGCAGCCGUUGCGCAAUCCGUGCAAAUUGAUGUUCACGAGAUUUCAGGCGACUCGAGUCGGUUUGUUGACUUGAGCGGCGGAUUCAAAGCGAUCUAUCAGCUUGGUAUUGACGAAGCCCUGCUUAUUCGACCGGAUGGUAUUGUUGCAUGGAGAGGCCAAGUGACUGAGGAGCAGGAAAGAUCCACUCUGCUAAGGAGGAGUCUCGGGAAAAUCUUGGGAUUCUAG